AUGUUCUUUCUCUACAAUCUGGAACGUAGGGUCACCCUGCACCCAUCGUUCUUCGGUCGCAACAUGCACGAUCUCGUGACACACAAGCUCCUAACCGACGUCGAGGGCACAUGCGCCGGCAGCUACUUCAUCAUUUCCAUCAUGGACACCUUUGACAUCUCCGAGGGCCGCAUCCUCCCUGGAAACGGCCUCGCAGAGUUCACAGUUGGCUAUCGCGCCGUCGUAUGGCGGCCCUUCAAGGGCGAGACGGUCGAUGCAGUCGUGUACUCGAUCAACCCUCAGGGUUUCUUUGCUCGAGCAGGACCACUGCAACUAUUUGUAUCAGCGCAUUUGAUUCCCAGCGACAUCAAGUGGGAUCCCAACGCGACACCACCCCAAUUCACCAACAAUGAGGACACAGUCAUUGAGCCCGAUACCCACGUUCGCGUAAAAAUCAUUGGUACCAGGACCGAGGUCGGAGAGAUGUGGGCUAUUGGCAGCAUCAAGGAGGACUACUUGGGGUGCCUCCAGGAUUAA
Molecule: messenger RNA, 516 nt
Organism: Fusarium keratoplasticum
Lineage: Eukaryota; Fungi; Ascomycota; Sordariomycetes; Hypocreales; Nectriaceae
Exons: 4
Coding region: 1-516 (171 amino acids)
Biological process (GO): positive regulation of translational initiation; DNA-templated transcription; transcription initiation at RNA polymerase II promoter
Cellular component (GO): P-body; RNA polymerase II, core complex
Molecular function (GO): translation initiation factor binding; single-stranded DNA binding; single-stranded RNA binding
Source: RefSeq, a predicted model, not a curated record